GUGUAUGGUAACUAUACGAAGAAUGGUGAAGAUGAGACAGUCUACGAAGAGGACUUUAGUCGCAGCCGGACAUUCAUCGACUACGGCAGAUGGUAUGCAUCCAAGCAGAAUUAUGAUCCCAUUCUCAAUCGCACUAUAUUGUGGGGUUGGAUCCCUGAAGAAGACACGGAAGCUGCAAUGAAGACUCGCGGGUGGUCUGGUGCAAUGGACAUGCCUCGUUACGUUGAGUACGAUGAAAUUGCCGAAAAGUUAAUGACCUACCCCAUGCCGGAGCUCGCCAAGUUGCGUCUCUCUACUACAACGAGUGAUGUUGAAAUCGGGGUGAACGAGGUAAAAGUGUAUAACGCCAGUGCCCCGCUACACUAUGAAAUGGUGGUGGAUUUUGAAAUACCUGAAGUAUUCACCUACAAACCAGAGGAGAACACAGACGACGUCCCAUCCUUUGGCGUUCUCGUACGCUACAAGGAUAGCAACACAUACACUCGAAUCGCUGUGACGAUGCCUCCGAGUGCAAAUAUGGGUGCGGGUUUUGACCAAAAAGGAAGGGUGUUCGACCGGUUCAAUUUUAAAGUGCAACACGCUUGCGCUGCGGAGUGCGAAUUCGAUCGUCGUUGUGUCGCAUGGACGGUGGUAGAUACAACAGAAGACCUGACUGAGUGGAACUGUGCAUUUAUGAGUACCUAUGGUGACGUUGUUGCCGCUAAUAACUCUGCCACAACAGGUCGUGUGUGGGAACCUAUUCUGCUUCUGGACCGAAGCAAAUCC
Molecule: messenger RNA, 765 nt
Organism: Trypanosoma theileri
Lineage: Eukaryota; Euglenozoa; Kinetoplastea; Trypanosomatida; Trypanosomatidae
Product: beta-fructofuranosidase-like protein
Exons: 1
Source: RefSeq, a predicted model, not a curated record